GUGCUACAACGUUUCCUCGUUCUAUCAGACCCAGAAUUUGAGAACAACCUAUUCACCAGUACACCAUCCGACUCACCAUCCACCAUAUUGACUAACCCAAUUUCGACUUCCACUCUCCCACAAUCCACCCCACCUGUUGAUACACCAACCAACACAUCCCAAAGUCCUAGCACGAUGGACACAAACCUCCACCCAAAUCCAACCUACAAGUACCCCAAUCCAGUCCCCAAAUGCCACACUAACCUCAGCCAAAACCACCUUCACCCUAACAUUGUCAGCCGACAUGGGCCAACCCAGCAACAUCCCAAUCACUUCCCAACCAAUCCCCCCCCCCCAACACACCAAAUCACCACCAUCACACCUCAACCACCUAUCAUGUCCACCAACACAAAUAACACAACUACCAUGUUCAAUAAACUUGUUGAACUCAAUCACCACAAGAAUGACCAUCAACAACAGUUGACCAUUCUCAACAAACACAUCACAAGCCACACCGCACAUGCUGGCCUCAAAAUCAGCAUGGCAUCCGGAACUGCAUGUCCCACCUCAGACAUCCUGCACCAACACCAUUCAGAGGAAUCAUCCAAAACUGAUGGGCAAAUCUCAUCACUUUCCACAAACCUAAACGACAAUCUUCCACAGGAGUUGUCUAGCACAAUCAUCCAUAUCGCAAGUACUCACAAACCACCAUCCAAAUGCAAAACAACACCAAAGUCAAACACCAAAGCACCCCAAAACCACAGCAACCACUCACAACCAACCAAUCACAUCCCGCAAAACCUGAAAACAAGCAGGUUUCUCAAAAUUGGCCCAUCACCAACAACACAGGGAACCAUCACCUGCCACCUCCAAACCACCAUUACUAGUACCACCUCCACCCAGCAACACUACACCAGCCAACAACCAGAAUACCAGCUCUAA
Molecule: messenger RNA, 921 nt
Organism: Paramuricea clavata
Lineage: Eukaryota; Metazoa; Cnidaria; Anthozoa; Malacalcyonacea; Plexauridae
Source: the annotation of a GenBank genome assembly